AUGCUUCCAUGGGAGAUCCAAGCUCAAAAAGCCAGAGAUAUUCUUUCAAGCUCUAUUCCCAAGCAAUGGCUCAUCCCCGCAGAUAAAGUACCUUCGCCUGAUGUGAAGAAUGUGGAGGACUUUCCGCGCAAGAGCGGGUUGUUCUCGGAGCACGAGCUGACCAUCACCGAGAUGUCUGCCACAGAGUUGGUGCGGAAGAUGGGUUCAGGAAAGCUUACAGCAGAGGAGGUGGUGGUAGCUUUCUUGAAGCGUGCCGUGGUGGGACAUCAACUGCUCAACUUUGCGACAGAGUUCCUUGCAGACAAAGCUAUUGCGCGGGCCAGGGAGCUGGACCAAUAUUUUAAGGAUACUGGAAAGCUGGUUGGGCCGCUGCAUGGAGUGCCCAUCAGCGUCAAGGAGCACAUCGGAAUCAAGGACCUGACCUGUAAUGGCGGCUAUGUAGCAUGGGUAAACGACAUUGCAACGGAGGAUGCGCUCCUCCUACAAUGCCUCGAAAAAGCUGGAGCUGUCUUCCACGUCCGCACUAAUCAACCGCAAUCUCUCAUGCAUCUUUGCUGUAGCAACAACCUGACUGGCACGACACUAAAUCCACACAAUCUUACUCUCAGUCCCGGGGGCUCCUCUGGGGGCGAGGGCGUCUCGACAGGCUUCAAGUGCGCUCCUCUGGGCAUUGGCACAGACAUCGGGGGCUCAAUUCGCUGUCCAGCGGCAUUCUGUGGCUCGUAUGGAUUUCGUCCGACCGCGCUACGCAACCCAAUGACAGGGAUUAAGGCGCCAGAGCCGGGCCAAGAAUCAAUUCGCGGCGUUGUUGGACCUCUCGCUAGUCAGAGUGUGGCAGAUCUCGAACUCUUCCAACAGGCUGUCCUUGACCAAGAGCCCUGGGAGACCGAAACCUCGAUCCCGCCAGUACCGUGGCGACGAGUGCAGGCUACGAAGCAAAUGACUGUUGGAAUCCUGUGGGAUGACGGAAUCGCUCAUCCGCAUCCCCCGGUAACCCGCGCUCUCAGACAGGCCAAAUCCAAGCUCGAAGCAGCCGGCAUCAAAGUCGUGGACUGGGAACCGUACAAGCACGACCACGGCUGGGACAUCAUCUCCAAAAUGUACUUUCCUGACGCGGCCCUCCUCCAACGUACCCUAAUCACCGCAUCGGGCGAACCCACCCUUCCUCUGACGUCGUGGGCGUUCCACUACAGCAAACCCAAUCCCCUCACUGUAGCUGAGGCCUGGAACCUAAACGCUCAACGUGAUAUCUAUCGCGAUGAGUAUCAAGCCCUGAUGCGGUCUCGCGGUGUCGAUUUUAUCCUCUGCCCCGCGUACGUUGGCGUCGCUGCCGUGCUGGGUGAAAGCCACUACUGGAAUUAUACAGCCAUCUGGAAUAUUCUAGACCAGCCGGCUGUAGUGUUUCCUAGUGGGCUGUUCGUCAGAAAAGAUGAGCUGGCAGACGAAGGAAAGGAGUAUGAACCGCGGGCGAACGGGGUCGAUGAACAGGAAUGGGCGAAAUGGACGGUUGCCGGAGCAGAAAGGUAUGAGGGAGCGCCUGUGGGCUUGCAGUUGGUUGGAAAACACUUCAAGGAUGAGGAAACAUUGGCAGCGGCUGGGUUGGUGAGUGAGGUUCUUUCCGAUGCUUAGGG
Molecule: messenger RNA, 1631 nt
Organism: Aspergillus homomorphus CBS 101889
Lineage: Eukaryota; Fungi; Ascomycota; Eurotiomycetes; Eurotiales; Aspergillaceae
Product: putative glutamyl-tRNA(Gln) amidotransferase subunit A
Exons: 7
Coding region: 1-1629 (542 amino acids)
Source: RefSeq, a predicted model, not a curated record